Molecule: messenger RNA, 1241 nt
Organism: Opisthocomus hoazin
Lineage: Eukaryota; Metazoa; Chordata; Aves; Opisthocomiformes; Opisthocomidae
Source: RefSeq, a predicted model, not a curated record
AUGAAUUGCUCUUUACAGCGGGACUGCUGCUUCGUACGAGUUUGUGGAUCUCCAGUGGAGCGGCAGAAUUACGGCGACGCGGAUGUCUGGAGACGCAGGUCAACCUCGGAAGAUGAGGUGGAUGUGCUCCUGCACGGCACUCCUGACCAGAAGCGGAAGCUGCUACGGGAGUGCCUGACGGGGGAGAGCGAGUCGUCCAGCGACGACGAGUUCCAGAAGGAGAUGGAAGCAGAGCUGACCACCACCAUGAGGACUAUGGAAGGCAAAUGGAAAUCACCAGAAAUGGGUACUUCCUCAAGUACUGGGCAGACUGGAUCUGCCACCACUUCGAAAUACUAUGAUGACAUUUACUUCGAUUCUGAUUCAGAGGAUGAAGAUAAAACAGCUACACAGGAUGUCCGGAAAAACAGAAAACAUCAGCAGCGUCGUAUUCCUUCCAAUGAUGAACUGCUGUAUGACCCGGAAGAAGACAGGCGAGACCAAGAGUGGGUAGACUCACAGAGGAGGGGGUACCGUAAUCAAAGAAGAGUGCCGCUGCAGCAGCCGGCGGCAAAACCUUCAGCUGUUCCCAACAGCGAUGCUGUUUUGAAUUGCCCUGCUUGCAUGACAACGCUGUGCCUGGACUGUCAGAGACAUGAAUCUUACAAAACACAAUACAGAGCGAUGUUUGUGAUGAACUGCUUUGUUGACAAAGAGGAAAUUCUGAAAUACAGAAAGAAGUUGAAGAAAAGAAAUAAGAAAAUGAAACACAGCAAAGAAGCUACCUCUGUACAAUCAAAUGAAGAAGAGGAGGAAGUGUAUCAUCCAGUGUUAUGUACUGAAUGCUCAACUGAAGUGGCAGUAAUGGACAAAGAUGAAGUUUUUCACUUCUUCAAUGUUCUAGCCAGCCACUGCUAAUGUGCAGAAGCGGGGGAGGAAAUCCUGCACUCUUUAAGACUGUAUUAAGUAUCAGAAAUGCAGGCAUGUUAGACUGUUUUAAAUAUGGUCUUUAAAAAGUACAUUUUCAUCAGAGAGCUUUAUAAUGUUUGGAUUUUUGCAAAGUUCACGAAAGGAAUACAGUUAACUGCGUGCAUUUGAGAGCAAUAUUCUUUCACACUGUCAGGUGGUUGCAUCAUUGAGGAUUUAAAAUUUUGUAAAUAUAAUGUAAGAUCUGUGUAUUAUGAUCAUUCCCUGUAUAGAUACUAUCCAUUAUCUCAAUAUGUAUUAGAAUUACUGCUUAGAAUAAAUAGUGUGUAGUAACU